This is a messenger RNA of Mytilus trossulus (common blue mussel), 1638 nucleotides long. RefSeq lists its product as uncharacterized. Lineage: Eukaryota; Metazoa; Mollusca; Bivalvia; Mytilida; Mytilidae. Gene Ontology annotation, biological process: signal transduction. The transcript has 11 exons. The record is from RefSeq and is a predicted model, not a curated record. The coding region runs from base 1 to 1638 and encodes 545 amino acids.
AUGGAUAUUCAUGUUCUAUUUGUAAAUCCAGAGCUUGUUAUUUGUGAUAAAGAAGAUUAUGGAACAUUUGUUUUGUGGUUGUUUUUGAUGGAUAGUUUAAAAAUACAACCGGAAGACCAAUUAAGCAGCGAAUUCACAGUAGAUGACAUUCCUACAAUAGAUGUUGAUUCAGAUAGAAAGACAUUGCGUACAACUUUUAAAACUAUCAAUUCUAUUCUACGACAAGGUGCUAGUCAUCAGAAAUUGGAAUGUGCGGACAGGAUAAGUGCUAGCUUAUUUAUGUUUCUAAACGACCUGAAGCUAGCAAACAUAUUCGAAAAAAACGUUAUUAAAACUAAAGUAUUAGAUACAUUGCUAUACUUAAUGAAAUAUGAAGAUUACAAUGACUUAAUCUUCAAAAAUGAUGAAACUUGUCACCUAAAUAUUGGAAUAGCAAGGUGUAUGUGCAACUUAAGCAAUAAUUACGCUGGCUUAGGAGAGCAUAUUUACAGUUUUAUUACGGCCAUUGUAGCUACAUUACAUAACCUAGCUCGCCUGUUACCAGUUUCGCAGUUUGUUAGUGACAGUAAGACCGCUGAGGCAAUGGUACCUCUAUUUAGUUGCAAGAAAGAAAGAUUAGAAAUCUUAGCAACACUAGCAGCAGCUGAGAUUUGUGAUGACAGUCAAAUCCAUAUGUUAGUUGAUGCCGAAGGUGUUAUUUCGUCAAUACUCCAAUAUCUGAAUGAGGCAACACAAACCUCCGAUUAUUGUUUUGAAGGGGCUGCAUUACUGGAACUGUUGAGUGGUAUCGAUAAAUUAGCCUGCGCUGAUAAAAUUAAGAAGAAGAUAUUAGAAGCUGGUGCUUUACCAUUAUUCGAGGCCAUUUUAAACCUCGAUAAACCAGAAGAACAAGCUUUGACAGCAAGAGUAUUGUGGACUAUGACUUUUGAUGAUGAUGUUGCUACAGCUGUAAAAUCAACGAAAACUUUGUUAGCCAGAUUACAGAUGCUAUCGAAAUCUUCAGACAAAGCAGUACAAAAUAACGAAAAAGGGAUACAGAUAUGGAUAGAUAAAGAAAAAAUGAGAGGAUCAACUUUGGAAGCCAUUGGACAUGCUGUAGAGAAUGCUGCACUUGUACUUAUUUGUAUGUCAGAGAGUUAUAAACGAAGCCCUAAUUGUCGAUUAGAAGCAGAGAACACAUUUAGAUGUGGUAAGCAGUAUAUCCCGCUCAUUGUUCAAAAGCAUUAUAAACCGGAUAGCUGGUUAGGGGUCCUGUUAGGAGCAAAGCUCUAUAUAGACUUCAGUGGAAAAUAUAAAUUCGAACUAAAGUGGAAUGAGCUUAUCAAAGAACUCCAAGCAUUUAAGAUGUUAACAGAAGGAGAGGAUACAUUUGACUCAUCAGAAGUUGCAAUGCCUGAUUCAACUUCAUCAUCAACGAAUCCAAAGACAUUCACAAUUGAUGACGUAAAACAAUGGCUGAUCUCAAACAAAUUAGAAAAUUGUUGUCAACAUUUUGGGGAUGUCAAUGGGAAAGGACUUUUACAAAUGAAGAGAAUGCAACUUGCUGCACCAGAGUUUUAUUUUAAAACAUUAAGCAGAAAGCUCAAACUUAGUCUUGGUGAAAUACUCAACUUUUCUGCAGCUCUAGAGGAAUUGUAA